AUGGACCACAUUUUUUGGAAUUGUGGUAAGAUUCGUCCCAUAUGGAAAGAGUUCUUGGAUUGGUUUAACCACGGGCAUGAUACUCAUAAUUCGGACAUUAUGAGCAUGCUUGUGGCUGCUUGGGGGUAUUCCUUCAGCUCGCAAGUCGCGAGUUAUUGGAAGGCAGGAAUAAUCAAUUUAAUUUGGGCCAUUUGGAUGCAACGUAACUGUUGUAUUUUCGAGGAUGGAAAGUUUGAGGCUAAACGGAUUUUACAUUCGGUCAAAGUGGCUUUUCGCGAGAUGGAUCAGAACUUUAGUCUUAGCUCGAUGAAUAACAACUGCGAGGAUUUGAUAAUUCUUAGAAAGAUCGGCAUUAAAGGAUGUGCUUCUCCGCCGUCGGAUUUUAUUAAUGUCUACUGGUGGCCUCCUCCCAAUCAAUGGAUUAAAGUAAAUACUGACGGCUCGGCUUUGGGAGCUCCGGGAAAGAUUGUGGCUGGGGGUGAUUUUAGAGAUAAUCACAGCUUGGUUAGAGGUUGCUUCCAUGUCAAAGGUGAUCUGGGGUACGCUUUUGAAGCAGAAUUAUUGGCCGUCAUCACUGCCAUUCAAAUCGCUCAUCAUCGUAAUUGGUAUUAUCUUUGGGUGGAAUCCGACUCCACUUAUAUUGUGAGUUUGCUUACGACUCGCUCUUUGACUGUUCCUUGGCGUUUCUUAGCCUCUUGGAGAAGGGUUAUUGCUUUGUUGGAAAAUUUUACUCUCCAUAUUACUCAUAUUUACCGUGAAGGUAAUAAGGCCGUGGAUAUCAUGGCCUCUAAUAAUAUGGAAGAAGGCUGGUGGCCGGCUGAAAUUGAGGCUAUUAAAGAUGUUGUUCGUCUUGAUAUCUCCACACACAGUCAUCUAAGGAUGAUUCAUUAG
Messenger RNA from Salvia miltiorrhiza (redroot sage), 891 nucleotides. RefSeq lists its product as uncharacterized. Gene Ontology annotation, molecular function: RNA-DNA hybrid ribonuclease activity; nucleic acid binding. The coding region runs from base 1 to 891 and encodes 296 amino acids. The transcript has a single exon. The record is from RefSeq and is a predicted model, not a curated record. NCBI's taxonomy places the organism in Eukaryota, Viridiplantae, Streptophyta, Magnoliopsida, Lamiales, Lamiaceae.